This is a messenger RNA of Drechmeria coniospora, 399 nucleotides long. RefSeq lists its product as uncharacterized. Lineage: Eukaryota; Fungi; Ascomycota; Sordariomycetes; Hypocreales; Ophiocordycipitaceae. The transcript has 2 exons. Bases 1 to 399 code for a protein of 132 amino acids. The record is from RefSeq and is a predicted model, not a curated record.
AUGUCCUACACUCGGGAUAUGUGGGUGGGACAAGCCGACGACAGCCAUGCAGAAAGGCCCAUCCAGGCGAAGGCGCAGCGCGGUCGACCGUACCAGCAUCAUCAAGGCAGCGAGUACGAAAACAAUUUAGUCCAAAGCCUCCAAGAGAAUAGCCCAGUGGCCAAGGAGCUGUCCCAGCAUCGGUGCAGCACCCAGACGUACUCGUCUCACCACAACUACCCCAGCCUCGGCUGCGACCACAGCAACUCCAAGCUACCAUCUCCCGAAUCCUCGGGCGAACUACCUGUAUCAUCUACCUGGGGUGAUGAUCUCCCCUUGACCAUGACCCCAAAUCCUUCCUCCCUUUGUUCGGCACCUGGCCUCGACAGUAUAGGAGAUAGCACAUUGCCUGCCAUGUGA